This is a messenger RNA of Anthonomus grandis grandis, 2670 nucleotides long. RefSeq names its product mannosyl-oligosaccharide glucosidase. Gene Ontology annotation, biological process: oligosaccharide metabolic process; protein N-linked glycosylation. The transcript has 12 exons. Gene Ontology annotation, cellular component: endoplasmic reticulum membrane. The record is from RefSeq and is a predicted model, not a curated record. NCBI's taxonomy places the organism in Eukaryota, Metazoa, Arthropoda, Insecta, Coleoptera, Curculionidae. Gene Ontology annotation, molecular function: Glc3Man9GlcNAc2 oligosaccharide glucosidase activity. Bases 124 to 2589 code for a protein of 821 amino acids.
CCUAAAAAAAAAAAAAUAGCGUGACGUUUGCAACAAUAAUAAACACACAAUUUUUUUUUUUCGAUUUUUUGAAAUUUCCUAAAUGUAAGUGGACAUUUUUUAGGUAGAUUUUAGCCGACGAAAAUGGCCCGACAAAGAAAAACCGUAUCCGAGAGCAAUAAGGAGAGCAAGAGCCGUAACAGCAGUAGUAGCAAUGGCAGCAGUUCGCCCCAAUCCAAGACCCCACAGUCUAAAAGUGUCUUUAUUUAUUGGAAACAGGUCGCAAUGGUUCUUGUGUUGGGGGUUACGGUAGUGUUUGCCAUCAUGGGGUACCUGCAAACCAGGGUAAACACCCCUUUUGACGAUAAGAAGGUGAUAGUGAAAUCUGGCUUAAAAGUUCCCGAGCAGUUCUGGGGCACCUAUAGGCCAGGGGUGUAUUUCGGCCUAAAAACCCGAGAUCCCCACUCGUUGGUUACGGGUUUAAUGUGGUACUUCCCUAAUAGAUUAGGACCAGGGGGUGAUGGGAUAAGACACUGGUGCGAACAAGGGGACAAUUUGAGAAAGUAUGGUUGGCUACAGCAUGACGGUAGCAACUUUGGGGUGCAGGAGAUCGAAGACGCCCCGUUUAAGCUCACCACGUCUUUUGUAAAAAGGUCGGGGGGGCAGCACGGGGGCGAAUGGACUGCGAGGAUCACCGCUGAUGUACUGCCCGAGUACCAAAACAAGGUCCCAAAGUCCGAGCGGAUCUCCUUAAUCUGGUACGCCGCCCUAGACAAGGACACCGAAGGCUUUUUAGCCCCCACAAACUCAAAUACCGACCUGACAGGCAUCAGGGGUGAAACCUCCGGUUUAGGUCAAUUUAAAAUGACCCUCUUUCCUCAACAAGGCACCGUGGAUCACGAGUCUUAUUUGAGCACGGUGGUGCCUGGUCUAGAUCUACUCAAAGAGACCGUGAUCAAUUCCUUAAGGCUGGACCCCGGGGGGCCUCGAAAGAUCGUUUUAGGGGGCGCGAUCGACCCCCCGGGGGGCCCGAACGGGGUUCCCAACUUGGUGGCCACCCAAAUAACCGCCAAACUCCCAUUUAGUAUCGACAUUGUGUUUGAGUCGAAAUCGGUAGCGAACGUGCCCGAGAGGCUCCUGGGGGACUCUUAUACGAAAUCCCUGGAGUGGCUCCGAACGCGGUUCGAUCAAAGGUUCGAGGACACCUUUGGGUUGAAGAGUAAAGGGUACCACGCGAAGCACAUCGAGUUCGCGCAGGCUGCCCUCAGUAACAUGAUCGGGGGUAUCGGGUACUUCUAUGGGUCCUCGUUGGUGCAGAGCAGGUACAACGAGGAACCGGUGAGUUAUUGGCGGGCGCCGCUGUACACGGCGGUGCCCUCAAGGAGUUUCUUUCCCAGGGGGUUCCUGUGGGACGAGGGGUUCCACGGCCUACUGAUAUCCCAGUGGGAUCUCGAUAUCGAGUUGGACAUUAUGGGACACUGGUUCGAUUUGAUGAAUGCCGAGGGUUGGAUACCGAGGGAGCAGAUUUUGGGGGUCGAGGCCCGGGCGAAAGUCCCCAAGGAGUUCGUCGUGCAAUGGAACACGAACGCCAACCCCCCGACCUUCUUCCUCACCCUCGAAUACAUCUUAAACAAAUACGAGGAGCAAUUGACCAACGAACGUCUGGCCCACCUGGAGCGACUCUAUCCGAGAUUGCAAGCGUGGUUCCAGUGGUUCAAUAGCACCCAAAAGGGUGCCUUGGCCGGUUCGUACAGGUGGAGGGGGCGGGAUUAUUUGACCAAUAAGGAGUUGAACCCGAAGACUCUCACCUCUGGUCUGGAUGACUUUCCUAGAUCCUCCCACCCUUCGGACCUGGAACGUCACGUGGAUCUGUACUGUUGGAUGGCCGUAGCGUCCAACACCAUGGCCCGCUUGGCAUAUCUUUUAGGGCGUGACACUUAUGCCAAAUACAAACAAACGGCCAGUUAUUUAAUGGAUAACGGUCUCAUGGACGAACUGCACUGGUCCAAUUUUUCUAAGAGAUACGCCGACUACGGACUUCAUACGGACGCGGUUAAGUUGGUACGACCGAAACCGUUGCCUAGGCAACAGAACCAGAACCUGGAGAUGGUCAGGGAGGUGCUGAAACGUCCGGAGUAUCGACUGGUGGACUCGCACUUCGGUUACGUGAACGUGUUUCCGUUUCUGUUGCGGGUUCUGGAGCCCACCUCUCCGCAUUUAGGUCAAAUCCUCAAAGACAUCCGGAGGCCCGACUACUUGUGGAGCGACUACGGUCUUCGAUCUCUCUCCAAGACUUCUCCGUUGUACAUGCGACGUAACACCGAACACGAUCCUCCUUACUGGAGGGGCCAAGUCUGGAUAAACAUGAAUUUCCUGGCGGCACGUUCCCUAUGGCACUACGGUCAACUGGAGGGUCCCUACCGUACCGUAGCCAGAGAACUGUUCGAGGAAUUGAGGACGAACGUCGUAAAUAACGUCGUCGAUCAGUAUUUUAAGACGGGAUACGUGUGGGAGCAGUAUAGUGACGUCACGGGAGAGGGCAGCGGAUGCAGACCGUUUACCGGAUGGAGUGCCUUGACCGUUAUUUUAAUGAGCGGAGGGUUUGAAUGAAUUGUUUGACGCGCUCACGCUCAAUUUGUUAUUUUGUUUUUAAGUGUACUUGAUUUAUUAAAUUUUGUGUUUUGAUUAGAA